UCACAACUUGUCGAAAGUACCCCUCCAUCCUUUUUUAUUUUGUUCAUGAACGUGAGUAAUAUCACUCAAUACCACUAGAUACAAUAGCCAAUUACUUCACAAUUAUAAAUAUGGCGGAACCUAACAAAGAAAUCCCAACGGAUCCCUCCAUCGCGCCCGGAGACGCUCCACCUGCAGGAGAAGACCCCGCACAACCCUCUAAGAAGGGAGCAAAGAAAGCAGAAGCCAAAGCGAAGAAGGAGGCAGAAAAGGCACGCAAAGCCGCUGAGCAAGCCGCCAAACAAGCUGCCGCUGGAUCUGCUGCAUCUGAAGAUCUCGCAAAAGAUAACUACGGACAAAUUAAACAUACCACAAAACUCGAAGCCGAAAGUGUACAUCUGAGGGAGAUCGGAGAACAACAUAUUGGCAAGACGAUUAAGGUUCGGGCAUGGAUUCAAAAUGCACGAAUGCAAGGAGCGAAGAUGGCGUUUGUGGAAUUGAGAGAGGAGGGCAAUUGGACGGUGCAGGGAGUUGUGAGUGCCAGCGCGGAAGGAAAGCCAGUUAGUAAACAAAUGGUCAAAUGGAUAGGAGGCUUAAAGCUGGAGAGUUUUGUUGCGGUUGAGGCUGUAGUGCAAAAGCCAUUAGAGCCGGUCAAGAGCACCAAGGUCUCAAACUUCGAAUUACAUCUCGGAAAGGUCUACUUGGUAGCUGCUGCUCCUGAGAUGUUGGGUUUGGGUUUGGGCCCAGCGAGCAGGGCUGUAGGGAAGUUAGACGAGGAAGAGGAUCUAAGUGAAGCUGCUGCAGGUAAAUUUAUAUACCGUUUUCAUUUUCAUUAUUGAGCUAACAAAUCUAUAGGGCUUAGUGUCACAGAAGGUACCCCGACUGCCAGUUUGGCCUCCCAUCUCAACAAUCCUGCUAUGCAUAAACGAGCGCCUGUCAGCCAAGCUAUUGCUGAUAUCCGAAUUGCUGUCGAGGACUACUUCUGCGAUUACCUGAGAAGCCAUCGUUUUAAAAAAUUCCAUCCUCCUUGUUUGAUCGGAGCUGCUUCCGAAGGUGGUGCAAACGUAUUCAGAAUGCCAUACUUUGAUAAAGAGGCAUAUCUCGCCCAAUCCCCACAGUUUUACAAACAAUUUGAAAUAGCUGGAGGCCGAAAGAGAGUUUACUGCGUCGGGCCUGUUUUCCGUGCAGAAAACUCAAAUACUCCCAGACACAUGACUGAGGUAAGAAAAUCAGUUUUGGAGGAUGAAAAAAUAUUAAAUAAAUGUCUAGUUCAUUGGUCUCGAUUUGGAGAUGGAAAUCGACGAACACUAUCACGAAGUUUUGCACAUGCUUGAAGGUGUCCUCCUUUUCAUUUUCCGUAACCUUGCCGAAAAUUACCGCGAAGAAAUUGAACUUAUCCGCUCAAUAUACCCAUGCGAAGAGUUCCUUCUACCCGAAGCUGGCAAGGAAGUGCGUCUCACUUUCGCCGAAGGUCAAAAACUCCUCCGCGAAGAAGGCCCCGAAGAAUUUAGAAACGUUAGCGAUACAGAAGACAUGAGCACGCCUCAAGAAAAAGCUCUCGGAGCACUCGUUCGCAAGAAGUUCAAUACUGACUUCUAUGUCCUCGACAAGUUCCCCGUCGAUGCUCGUCCAUUCUACGCAAUGCCUGACCCUGAAAAUCCUGCUGUCACAAAUGCAUAUGAUUUCAUGAUGCGCGGUCAAGAAAUCCUAAGUGGUGGUCAACGAUUGCACUUACCAGAGCAAUUAGAGGAGGUUAUUAGAUCGAAGGGGUUGGAUCCUAAUCAACCUGGUAUCAAAGAAUAUGUAGAUGUGUUUAAGAGUGUGGGUGUGCCACCUCAUGGUGGUGGAGGUAUUGGCUUGGAUAGAGUGGUGGCUUGGUACCUGAAUCUGCCAAGUGUGCAUUUGGUCUGCGAUUAUCCAAGGACACCGAAGAGAUUAAGCCCUUGAGUUCUCUCCAAUGCAUAAACCGGAACAAAACGAUAAACCUAAGGAAAUUGAUUUCUGGGUGGUUAAAUAAUGGCCUUAGGUAAAAAGAAUAGAUGAAUGAAGCAACCAUGAUACCGUAUUCAAUGGCAGGGAUCACAGCCAGACAGCCGUGAUGCAAUAAUCCCAAUCGGGAUCAAAGCAUUUCAGUUAAUACGGUGGUAACGAAGUGAGAUUCGGGCAGAUAUUUACCAAGAGAGCAACAAGCUGACAAGAGAAAUACACCAGAAGAAAUUAUAUAAAAAUCAAUUCAAAGACCUAAAAUCUCUCCUCAUUAAACUGUCCUGUGUGAUGUUUAU
This is a messenger RNA of Sclerotinia trifoliorum, 2261 nucleotides long. The record is from the annotation of a GenBank genome assembly. Lineage: Eukaryota; Fungi; Ascomycota; Leotiomycetes; Helotiales; Sclerotiniaceae.